AUGUUUGAGGCUUGGCUUUCUCUCAAGAAGACGCUCCAGUGCAAACCACAUCCAAAUCAAGUUCAUGAUCCAAAGACUAUUAGGCAACAAAAAGGUAAUCAGCGAACAAAGUUAGCCAGUCUUGAGAUUUCAAAUACCAAAGAUUUCAUCCAAGAAAGCAAGAGGCACUCAAAAAAUUCACUAGGUUUCAAAGGGGACAUUGACAUCACUGGUCCCAUAACCCAUGAAAUUACUCUCAAUAGCUCAAACCAUGAAACUAGUCGAAGUUUUCCUUGUCCUCAAAGCACUAGCAGCAAUAAAGCUUCUCAUAGAACACGAAGGUCAGCUACAUCUUCAAGGAUAACAUUUCCUGUAGAUUACAAUGAAGCAAAUGUCUCCUCCAACACAAGGACGUUGGUUCAGAUGGAUUCUGAUGGUUGCUCAACAUUGACAUGUCACAAAUGUGGCGAGAGAUUAAAAAAUGUUGAUGCUGUAGAAGCACACCAUAUCUCCCACCAUUCAGUUAUUGACCUUGAAGAAGAUUCAUCUAGACAGAUUAUAGAAACCAUAUGUGGAACAAGAUCGGUUUAUUCUGAAAGCAUGUUGGGCGAGAUUGAUUGCAUCUUGAAGGUUCUGAGCAUACCAAAAACCUUUGCUUGUUUUGAGGAAUAUAGAGAAAAGGUGAAGGAAAAGGCUGACAAAGAAAAGAAAAAGCACCCACGUUGUCUGGCUGAUGGAAACGAACUUUUAAGGUUCCAUGGCACAACCAUUGCAUGCUCUCUCGGGGUAAACAGUUCUUAUAGCCUGUGCACUUUAGACUACUGUGGUAUAUGUCAAAUUCUGAGACAUGGGUUCUCGACCAACAAGGAAUUCAAAGGUGCAUUGGGCGUUUACACCACUUCCACAAGUGGAAAAGCCUUUGAGUCGAUUUCCAUUAUGACAUCCCAUGAGAGAGCAUUUCCAAGAAAAUCCAUCAUAGUGUGCAGAGUAAUCGCUGGGAGAAUUCAUAGCCCUCUUGAAGGAAUUGAGGAAAGGGUUGAUUCAGAGUUUGAUUCAUUGGCAGAAAAAUAUGGGCAUUCAGAUGUUGAGGAACUGUAUGUGUUAAAUCCCAGAGCCCUUCUCCCUUGCUUUGUGGUAAUCUACAAGCAACAAACAGCCAAGGUUAGAAGGUUCAGCCCAAGCUUAAGGAUAAGCAGCUUUUAA
This is a messenger RNA of Sphenostylis stenocarpa, 1182 nucleotides long. Lineage: Eukaryota; Viridiplantae; Streptophyta; Magnoliopsida; Fabales; Fabaceae. The record is from the annotation of a GenBank genome assembly.